Caenorhabditis briggsae is the source of this 579-nucleotide messenger RNA. The transcript is spliced from 3 exons. The record is from RefSeq and is a predicted model, not a curated record. NCBI's taxonomy places the organism in Eukaryota, Metazoa, Nematoda, Chromadorea, Rhabditida, Rhabditidae. Bases 1 to 579 code for a protein of 192 amino acids.
AUGUGGGUUCUCCUCAUUUUAAUGCUCAUAGCCACGCCCACAAUACACGGAAGAGCUCCAGUGGUGGAAAUUCCAGAAUUCACGGAUUUGAAUGGGUCCCAAUACAAUAUUACCACUUUGAUGCCCCAGGUUUUCUUGCAUACUGGGGAAUUCCUGAUCAAUUCGUCGAUGUGCCUUCACUACUCGUUCAAGCUGCUCGAGACACGCGUCAAAUUGCUCAGCCAUACUUGUCAACUUUCAACUGGAGGAUACUGUGUUCUGGAUAAAUUUACGUAUCCAAAGGAUACUGAAGGAUGCACUUAUCUUCGUCCGUGGAAGCAUCAUGAUGAUCGAUUCAAAUUCUACUUCAUCCUGGAACGUCGUCCACGCAAACUCGGUGCCUACUACCAUCAACGAGUCCGCGAGGGAAAACGAAAGCGUCAUGUGGUCAGAAGAAGUACAAAAGUGAUCGGUCAGCUGAAUCUCUACGGACUUGUCGACUGCAAAAACGUCUGCAAUUUGGGUCUUGGCGAGAAAAAGUUGGGAUCGUAUUCGGAUGGGACGUUCCAUUCUGGCAGGGCUUCGAGAUACAAUAAAUAG